AGAUGCACAGAAUGAAAGGGGGAAGCACAAAGAAACUGGCUCUUUAACUCGAGAUUGGCUUUUCACUGAUCUCAGAGUGACCACAGUAAAAAAUAAAUAUAAUAAUAAUAAUAAUGAGAUUGUAAAGCACGCAUGGGAUGGCAGCGUUUUGAUUGUUAGUGUUUUAUUUUAAGCGGCGUACUUUUUUUUUUCACAUGGAUGUGGAAGUUUCUUACCAGCUGGAGCUAGUUAGCUAGCAACCCGAGUUAACGCGACGAGUUUGCCUCACUGCUUUGUGGCUUCCUGAGUAACUUAUUAACUUUUUCAAUUUUUUAACUGGCAUUCCUGUAGUGAUGCAUAUACGACUGGGCUUGACAGAACUUUCCAAAAAGCAUUGUGGAUGUCAUGGUCACAACGAUGGAGCAGAAUAGAAAGGCACUCUGAUCUGUGGCCAAUGCCAUCUGAAGGACUCUUCUUCAUUGUAGGCCUGAGGGUAUGUUGACACAUCUCGGCAGGCCACAGCAGAGGCGUGUUGGAGGCUCGGACGGGGACUGAAGGUGAGGAGGAAAGAAACAUCGAGGGACCAGGGAGGAAGACAUGGGCCAGUGCAUUACCAAGUGCAAGAAUCCAACAUCCUCACUCGGCAGUAAGAGCAGCGACAAGGAUAGCGGCUCCAAGUCCCAUCAUAAAAAGGGUGGCACCACAGGCGGUGGUGGUGGGGGGCACAAGGAUGAGCCCAGCGCCCUGGGUGGCAAAGUUACCAAUGAGCUCUCGAAUGGCACCAAGGCCUUUGAGGUUUCCAUGGAGACCCCUGUCAUUCCUUCAUUGAUGGGGGAACCACGUAAAGAAGAGUGUGUGGAUGGCGACGGGCUGUCGAUGGUGCGCCUUGAGGAGUUAUUCUGCUGCUACAAGGAUGAACAGGAAGAUGCCAUCUUAGAAGAAGGCAUGGAGAGGUUUUGUAAUGACCUGUGUGUGGAUCCUGCAGAAUUUCGUGUACUUGUUCUUGCCUGGAAGUUUCAAGCAGUUACCAUGUGCAGAUUUACAAGGAAAGAGUUUAUUGAGGGCUGCCGAGCUAUCCGGGCAGACAGCCUUGAGGGUAUCUGCUCACGCUUCCCUUCCAUGCUGCUGGAGGCCCAGGGAGAGGAGAGCUUCAAGGACUUGUACCGCUUCACCUUCCAGUUUGGCCUAGACGCCGAUGAGGGCCAGCGCUCACUGCAGCGUGAAAUCGCCAUCGCCCUGUGGCGCCUGGUUUUCACCCAGGACACGCCUGCAAUUCUAGAACGAUGGCUGGACUUCCUGGCUGAGAAUCCCUCAGGUAUUCGGGGCAUCUCACGAGACACAUGGAACAUGUUCCUAAAUUUCACCCAAGCUAUCGGGCCUGAUCUGAGCAACUACAGCGAGGAUGAGGCCUGGCCCAGCCUCUUUGACACCUUUGUGGAGUGGGAGCUGGAGCACAGAAAGAAAGAGGAGCAGGCACUGAUGCCAGAGGAGGAAGACGGGAGGUGUACUGAGACGGAGUGUUCUCCCACCACAGACAGACAUGAAACUGAGAGCAGCCGUUGCUUGCAGACCUUGGGGGGCCACUGACGAGGAGAGCAGAAAUGUAAGGGGGGGAAGAUUAUGACCUAUAAGUGAACUGUAUAUCUGUGAAUCAUUGGAUGAAUAUUAGUAUUACCAUUACAGCUGUUCACUUCUCUCUCCUUUUUUGUUGGGGUGGGAUUCCUGCUUUGCAACCUUAAUUUUUGGUUUUUGAAAGGGCUCUAAGAACUAUUGUUUUUAAGCACUUCUAUUUAAGUUAUUUUACUUUUUCCUUCCAUGUGUGUAUUUAGUAAUUGGACAUGAGGUCCAUUUUAAUUUACACCUACCUACCGUAACCCUGCAUAGUUGGCUCAGUAAAUAAGAUCAGGCAACGGAAAGCCAUAACCAUUUAUCCUGGGUGUCAUUUUGACCUGGUGGUAACAAUGUUUUAUGAGGAAGUGGUAAACAAGAAAGAAAUUGGGACACCCUGUCAGCGGGAAACUACAAGUAAUUAUUAAGACUUCAGAUUUACCCUGAUGGUCACAUUCAUGACUUCACCUUGAUCAAACCCAUUUAGAAUUUAUGCUUUUGAAAUGCUACAAGGAUGAAUUGGUUGCACACUGUAUGGCCUGUACAACUAUCUGCUAAAAAAUAAGGCUUUGAGCUGAAGUAAUUAAUCGACAACUACUUUGAUUCGUCAUUUUGAGUCAUUAAAUCCAAAUUCUCUGAUUUCAGCUUCAUGGUUACUUUGAUUAGUUUCUUUACCUUUAUCUGGCAGUAAGCUGAGUAUCUCUGGGCUGUGUACAAAAUGAGACAUUUGAAGGUAUUGUCUUGGGCUUUGGAAAACAUUUAUUGACAUUUUAUGGACCUGGCAACUAAUUGAUUAAGGGAAAUUAAGAGAUCAGUUCAUCGAUUAUGAAAAGAAUUGUUGGUUGCAAAAAGUAAAGUAAUCAGAUUGGCCCAAAAGGACAAUUUCUUAAACACAUGACAUUUGCAUAUUGUUUGUCCCCUGCAGUUAGCAGAGUCGGUCAGCUGCUGAGUGAGUCAGUGGGGUUGUACAAAUUUACGAAACUAACUUUAAAAACUGCACAUUCUGCUUUGAAAUUUUGGUUUCUGACAGAUACGGGUGAGGACUUGUCAGCUUCCUAUUUGGAGACUUGUUGGCAUUUUUUAACAUGCACAAUGACCACAUCAUAAAAUGAAGACAGGCAAGCCUGUCAGCUUGCUUCUAAUUAUAUUGAUAAGCGAUAUAUUAGCUUAUUGCUAAUCACAUGAAGGCCUCUUUGUUGUUUAUAAGGGGUGAACAAUUUCAAGCCAAAAAAAAAAAGAUCCCUCAAAUAAUCCGGUUUCUUUUGCCUAAAAAUUUGAGUCACCGCUGUGUAACCUUGUACACUCAAUGUUUUGACCAUCUAGAUGGAGUUGAAACUGAUCAAUAUUCAUACAGAAUCUUUUCAAACUGCCCAUGCAGCAGCGUCCUCUGAUUUGCUGUCAAUAUGCAUGUUAAAUGAACCAUAUUAUUGCCAAAAUCUUGUUAAAUAUACCACCUUCACAACUGUGGAAACUGUGUUUGUAACUAUAGUUUAGCAUGUUUUGACAAAACAUGACGUGUGCAACUUGCAUCUCUGGACUUUGUGGACAGUAGGGACGUGAAUUAAUGCUUUGCUUUGAAAACAACUGUAGCCGGUCUGAUUUCACUCCAACAACAGCUCACAUUUUCUCUUCAGAGCACAUAAGCGUAAAUGCAAUUACAUUUUUAUACACCUCUUUCAGCACAGGUCCACCCAGCUAGUAAGGACGAUGAUGGCUGUUAGUGGAAUGAGUUGUUCACUAAACCAAAGGGUCGGUGGGUUUGAUAUCAGGGAAUCAUGAAGAAAUCUUAACCACAUAAUUGAAAAUACCUAAUAGUUGAAGUUUACGUUUAAGAUUGAUUUUAAACGGGACAGGCCCCACUUUCUCUUUUAUGAUAGUUUUCAGCGCUAUGAAUACUGGGCCUUCGCUCCUCUUUGACCUGGAGCAUCAACGGUUUUGAUGUCCACCUAAAUUCAAGGAAGCAGAGAGGUGUACACAAAAUGGUCAUUCUGGCUUGUAUGAAAUGCCUCAUUGAUCUUGUUUUCUGAAGUCUCUUCAAACCAAAUGGGCUGAUGAACCUGGGCUGCAUUCAAGACCGCUAGCACUGGGUGUAACUCAGACCUCGUAUGUUGUUUACCUUCAGCAGUUUGAAAAUCUUCACACCCUUCAGCUGCUACGUAUUAAACAUAUAUUGACUGCUGCUGGUGAUGGUUGUAACAGAUUGCGCAAAACAAAUGUCAUGCUAAGUCGCUAUACUUGCAGUGCUUUGCAGAGAUUGAUGUCAGCCACAUUGUUUCUAUUUUAAUCCUUUCCAAACUAGGUUUUUUUUUUAUUCAAAGUAUAGUUUGGGGUAUUUUGGAAUGCCUGAAUGAGUGUUAAACUAGAAAUGCUGGCUAAUAAAGUGUCUGUGACAAAGGUCUAGUGUGGUAAGAGGAAGCCCAUAACCUGAUCUGUUUGGUUUACAUCUAUAAUGGAUUUAUUUUAGACUCCCUUUGUCCUUUUUAUAUAAAAAAUGUAUUGAUUUAUAAUAAAUAAAAACAGUGUUG
Molecule: messenger RNA, 4112 nt
Organism: Thalassophryne amazonica
Lineage: Eukaryota; Metazoa; Chordata; Actinopteri; Batrachoidiformes; Batrachoididae
Gene: dcun1d3
Product: defective in cullin neddylation 1 domain containing 3
Exons: 4
Coding region: 577-1566 (329 amino acids)
Biological process (GO): positive regulation of ubiquitin-protein transferase activity; protein neddylation
Cellular component (GO): ubiquitin ligase complex
Molecular function (GO): ubiquitin conjugating enzyme binding; cullin family protein binding; ubiquitin-like protein binding
Source: RefSeq, a predicted model, not a curated record